Musa acuminata subsp. malaccensis (wild Malaysian banana) is the source of this 3522-nucleotide messenger RNA. RefSeq lists its product as uncharacterized. Gene Ontology annotation, biological process: actin filament polymerization. NCBI's taxonomy places the organism in Eukaryota, Viridiplantae, Streptophyta, Magnoliopsida, Zingiberales, Musaceae. Gene Ontology annotation, cellular component: actin filament. The record is from RefSeq and is a predicted model, not a curated record.
GUACAUCCGCGUCGGUCGUUUCGUCUCAAAUAGCCUCUCGCAAUCCCUAAUUCCCACCAUCACCUCCCGGCCUUCUUCUCUCUCUCUCUCUCUCUCUCUCUUGUUGAUGGACUCGUUUCAAGGUCGCCACUUCACCGGAGGAGGAGGUGGCGGAGAUCCCUAUCAACAGCAUCAGCCGCCGCAACAGAACCCCUUCCCUAAUCCCUACCAUCAUCCACCCCAACCCACCACUAAUUAUUCCUACCCUCCUCCUCCCCCUCACCACCAUCCACACCACUAUCCAUCUCCGCCUCCUCCCCCUCCUACGAUUCCCUCUCAGCAUCAGCAGCAGCAGCAGCAGCAGCAAUGGGUUCACCCGGAGAGCCACCUUCAGCACCACCACCCCCCUCUUCCGCCUCUUCCCCCACCUUACCCCCAACCCAUGCCAACGUACGCCGUGCAGUCGACGCCGCCGUUCCACAACCAGUACCAUCCUCAUCCCCCUCUUCCCGCGCCUCACCACGUGCCGCUGCCGCCUCACCAGCAUCGCCUUCCGUCCCCGCCGCCUCCCUCCACAGCUUAUCCUCCACCACCUCAGCAGCAAUGGACAGGCCCAUCUUGGGCUCAACAUCAAGGAUGGGAAUACCCAGAAAGAAACCUUUCAUACAACACAGAGGAUGACUGGGCUACACGGGCUAAAGCAUGGGCUGCUGCCAAGUCAGUGACAGAUAAUCAUCAAGUGCAUUCACAGGUUAUGCCUGUUGGAAGAAUGGAAGAGCAUAGUUACACCUAUCAUGAUCAAAUACACAAUGCAACUGGUCCUCCUUUAGAUGCUCAACAAUCUUCACUUUCUCAGUCAAUUAACCAACAGCUGCCCAACUAUGCCUUGGAUCAACAGAAACAAGUUAAUCAUUCGCAUGGAUAUGCAUCAUUCCCUGCUCCAUAUGUAGCAGACUCACAUAUGCAUUAUAAUGCUGGAGAAGAAGCUGUUGCGCCACACAAAGAUCAUAAUUCGCCUGCAAGAAAUUUUGGAUCAACUUCAUCCAUUUAUGAGAAGGAGGUACCUUAUAGUUAUUCUUCUGUUCCAGGUAACAGAGAUGCUGUAAAUCAAUUCCCUUUGCCUGUAUUAUCUGCACAAGAAGGGUUCAUCCAUCCACAGGCAGCACUAACUGAUGCCAGCAACAAACCUCUGGAUUUUGAGCCUAGGCCUGCUUCUGAAUUUGAACCACAUACAAAAGUUAGUUAUGGUCCUGCUGAUCCAACUCAGACUAUGGGGUUGAUGGAUCGUGAUGCAACUGCCAUGUCUGUGAAUGCUUGGACUCCAACUGUUCCAGGGGUUUUCCCCCAAGUUUCUUUAGCACAAUCUGUGACACAGUUGGAACCUCCUUUUGCUCCACAGCCUUCUUUGGGGCCACAUCCUUCGCCAGUUUAUGGAAGGCUACCUGGACCCAACUUCAGGCCUGGUGUACCACCUACCACUGCACCUUUUGGCUUAGUCACUGGGACAUCACUUAAUCAAGCACCAAUGUUCCCUGCAGAUGCUAGUGGUCCUUUCAAUAUUUCUGAACGCCCAAAAAAGGCUGCAGUACCUAAUUGGCUUCGAGAAGAAAUUAUAAAGAAUAAAUCUGUGAUCGCAAGUACCUAUGCCAGCCACCAAAGUGGGAGUUCUCACAAUUCCAUGGGAUCUGAAGAUGAUGAUAAAUCAUAUAGGAAGGCUGAUCAGGCUGACAAGAGUGUUGAUUCAGCCAAAUCAACUGAUGAUGAUGAAGAUGAUGAGGACGAUGCUCAAGCUGCCAGAUCUGCAGCAAUAAACCAGGAAAUAAAGCGUGUGCUAACUGAAGUUUUGUUGAAGGUCACAGAUGAGCUUUUUGAUGAAAUUGCGACCAAAGUUCUUAAUGAAGAUGACCCGACUGCUGAGGUAGGUGAGAACAAUGAACUUGGAAACAAUAAGAUCCCUAUUCCAAUAGUUUCAGAACCCAAGGCUUCUGCGAAGGUAUUGACAACAAUUAAAGAAAACCAAGAAAAUAAAGGUGUUAAUGAAAGUACUAGCCUGCACUCUCCUGGUGGUGAUAUACUUGGUCUUGCGAGUUACGCUUCAGAUGAAGAAGAUGAUGCUGAUGGACCUCAAAUAUCCAAACCUUCAUUGGUUCAGAGUAGUAAUGGUAGGUCUUCUGGAAAUGAACCAAAAAAUGUUGAAAACGAGAUUAUACUGAAUGACAGGGGGGAACCUGUUAGAGGUUCACAUGAUGGUAACGGUGACAGAGUAAACAAACAUGCUUCACAAAAAUCCAAUGCAAGAAAUCAUGUUGAGAGUUCUCUGUCCCUGGAUGCUUCAAUACCUGAUGGUAAAUUGCAUAAUCAUGCAAGGGAACAUAAAAGUUUAUCUGGCAUUAGUUCACAUGAUGUAGCUGCCAAGUGUGGGCUGGCAUCUGAAUUUUCUUCAGAUGAUCCCAAUUCUCCGGAGUCCAAAGCUAAAACAAUUGGCAAGGGAGGAGUGAGAAUAGAAUAUAUAUGUGGCAACAAUAAAGAUGGAGAAUCAGUCGGUAACGAGAAUCUCAUCAGAGACUCCAAAAUUGUUACCAGUAGUAAUAACCAUCCAGAAGGCAGGAGCCACAACAAAGAAUCAGUUAAGAAGGGAUCAACCGGCACGGAUAAGACAGACAGAAAAACUUCUGAUUCUACUGAUACUGGUAAUCGUGAAAAUAAAAUUAAACUCAAGGAAAAUAUUAAUUUAAAGGAGAUAUCUCAGGAGAGGGGUAUCACACGAGGAGUAAAUGCUAGGGACAAUAGAAUGGGGAGCUUAAAAGAUAAGAAGGAAAGAGACAAAGAGGAUACUGAAGGGAGAAAGGAGAAAGCAAGGGAUGAAAAGGAAGGCAAUUCCAGACGGCUUACGAAGGAUCUAAGGCAUAACAGUAGAAGGUCACCAUCCCCUAACCAUAGAGGUAGAAAUAGCAAGGAAAAUUCAUUGCAUGGUCAUGGCAGUAUUUCAAGUGAUGAGCCUUCUGAAAUCUCAAAAAAGAGGAGGCUGCAGUCUCGGUCACCAUCACCUACAAGGUCUAGGACCAGACAAGUUUCGCGGUCUCCACAUAGGAAGCACUCUCAUCGCAGGCAUUCUCCCUAUUCUUCUGAAAGGAGGAGGUCAAGAUCUACCACGCCAGUUCAUCGAAGGAGAUAAGCAUGGCAGUUUAGUGCUGGAGCAUACGAGACGUCCAAAUAUGGUGCUGAUGAAGUAUGAACGUCCAAUCAGAUGGGUGUUGUUGGCAGAAAAAGAGGAUGUACCACUACUGCUAGCUUGGAUGUGCCAUAUCUUGUUGAAAGCAUCUGAAUCCGCGGCAAGCACACCUCAGAAAGGAGAUGCAGUUUACUCAUUCUGAUGUGUCUGAGAUUUUGUUGGCAGACAUGGUUUUCUGUGUAUGCUUGUCAGUUUUGAAUGUCCGAUAUGGUAGCAGUGAUAGUUGACCACAUUGGUGUAGAAACAAAAUUGCCAAGCUUGUUAUGUGAUUGCCUUGUUUUCUGCUAAAUCAACCUGAAUAGAUUUGGACU